Messenger RNA from Pseudopipra pipra, 7101 nucleotides. RefSeq names its product HEAT repeat containing 5B (gene HEATR5B). Gene Ontology annotation, biological process: intracellular protein localization; retrograde transport, endosome to Golgi; endocytosis. The coding region runs from base 242 to 6460 and encodes 2072 amino acids. Lineage: Eukaryota; Metazoa; Chordata; Aves; Passeriformes; Pipridae. Gene Ontology annotation, cellular component: endocytic vesicle; membrane; Golgi apparatus. The transcript has 37 exons. The record is from RefSeq and is a predicted model, not a curated record.
CGUGUCCGUGACCGUGUCCGUGACCGUGUCCGUGUCCGUGAGCGGCCCCGGGGCCGCGGUGUCGCGUUUGGCAUAGCCCGACGCCGGCGGGACGCGGCCACCGCACGGUGCGAGCGCACAGCAAGACCCAACCCUCACCAGAAUCGGUAGGACUUGGUGGGCAUUUUUCACUGCAUUUUGGAGCAAACCGUUUUCCAGUAGUUUCUGCACAAAUUUACAUAAAACUGGAAUUUAACCUGUCAUGGAGCUGGCUCACAGUUUGUUACUGAACGAGGAAGCAUUAGCUCAAAUCACAGAAGCAAAGAGACCAGUCUUUAUCUUUGAGUGGUUAAGAUUUUUGGAUAAAGUGCUAGUAGCUGCCAACAAGACAGAUGUCAAGGAAAAACAGAAGAAACUUGUAGAACAGCUAACAGGACUCAUCAGCAGUUCCCCUGGGCCACCUACGCGAAAGCUGCUUGCAAAAAAUCUCGCUGCUCUCUACAGCAUCGGAGACACAUUUACUGUUUUUCAGACACUUGACAAGUGUAAUGACAUCAUCAAGAGCAAAGAUGACACUGCAGCCUACCUGCCCACAAAACUGGCUGCUGUGGCGUGUGUUGGAGCAUUUUAUGAAAAAAUGGGCAGAAUGCUGGGUAGUUCUUUUCCAGAAACUGUGAAUAAUCUUUUAAAGUCUCUGAAAAGUGCAGAGUCUCAGGGCCGGAGUGAAAUUCUGAUGAGUUUGCAGAAAGUCCUCAAUGGACUCGGAGGAGCAGCAGCUUCUUGUCACCGUGACAUUUAUAAGAACGCCCGAUCUCUGCUGACGGACAGAUCUAUGGCUGUACGAUGUGCUGUGGCCAAGUGUCUGCUGGAAUUACAGAAUGAAGCGGUGUUUAUGUGGACAGCUGAACUAGAGAAUGUUGCAACCCUGUGCUUCAAAGCUCUGGAAAACUCAAACUAUGGUGUGCGUGUUGCAGUGUCAAAGCUUUUGGGGACAGUCAUGGCUACAGCACUGAUACCAAAACAAGCAACAGUGAUGCGACAAAAUGUGAAGAGAGCCACGCUUGAGGAGGUCUUGGAGCUCAUGGCCACAGGAUUUUUGCGAGGAGGAUCUGGUUUCCUGAAGAGUGGUGGAGAGAUGUUAAAAGUAGGAGGAUCUGUCAAUAGGGAAGUGCGAGUUGGUGUUACCCAGGCCUACGUUGUCUUUGUUACAACAUUAGGAGGUCAGUGGUUGGAGCGCAACUUUGCUACCUUUUUGUCCCAUGUACUUGAUCUGGUCUCCCACCCUCGUGCAACUCAGACCCACGUGGAGGCAGUUUACUCUCGAAGAUGCGUGUCAUUUAUCCUGAGAGCAACUGUGGGCAGCUUACUCGGGGAGAAAGCACAGAUUGCAGCUGCCAAAGAUAUAUGUCAAGCCAUUGGUAAACAAAUGAAGGCAGUGGAAGCAGUAGUGAAUGAUGCUAACAGUGAAAAUAAAUCAGGAGCUGCUGAUGUAGCUGCAAGCCAGCAUGUAAUGGUGUGUGCCCUCCAGGAAUUGGGUAGUCUGGUUCAGAGUCUGAAUGCCACUGCAUCUCCCCUUAUUCAAGAACCCUCUAUAGGUCUGUUGGAGACAGUAACUUCAGUUCUUCUUCAUCCCAGCAUGGCCGCUCGCCUUGCUGCGGCGUGGUGCUUGCGGUGUGUAGCCGUGGCAUUGCCUUUUCAGUUGACUCCAUUUUUAGACAGAUGUGCAGAAAGACUCAACAAUCUGAAGACCUCCCCUGAAGCUGUUAGUGGCUACAGUUUUGCAAUGGCUGCAUUGUUAGGUGGUGUGCAUCAGUGUCCACUAGGUAUUCCUCAUGCCAAAGGAAAGAUGGUGGUCAGUAUUGCUGAGGAUCUGUUACGAACUGCUGCGCAAAACAGCAGGCUCUCCUUGCAGCGGACUCAAGCUGGAUGGCUUUUACUUGGAGCACUCAUGACUUUAGGUCCUUCUGUUGUUCGGUAUCAUCUGCCUAAGAUGUUGCUGCUGUGGCGAAAUGUGUUUCCACGUUCUCUGAAGGAGCUGGAAGCAGAGAAGGCGAGAGGAGAUUCUUUUACCUGGCAAGUAACGUUGGAAGGCCGUGCUGGAGCUCUGUGUGCUAUGAGAAGUUUUGUUGCUCACUGCCCUGAGCUGCUUACUGAGGAUGUGAUCAGGAAACUGAUGACACCCAUAGAAUGUGCCAUGACAAUGAUGUCGCACAUUCCAUCAGUAAUUAAAGCCCAUGGAGCUCAUCUCAAAGCUAGUGCAGCUAUGGUUCGUUUAAGACUUUAUGAUAUAUUGGCUUUAUUGCCUCCAAAGACAUAUGAAGGAUCAUUUAAUGCGCUGCUUCGAGAGUUGGUAGCAGAAUUUACUUUGACAGACAACUCUGCUAAUACAACCACAUCACUCUUAAGGUCUCUUUGUCAUUAUGAUGAUAGUGUUUUGCUUGGCUCUUGGCUGCAGGAAACGGAUCAUAAGUCAAUUGAAGAUCAGCUUCAGCCAAACAGUGCAUCUGGAAGUGGUGCUCUGGAACAUGAUCCCUCUUCUAUUUAUUUGCGCAUCCCUGCUGGUGAAGCUGUACCUGGCCCCCUUCCUUUAGGAGUAUCUGUCAUCGAUGCAUCUGUGGCUCUCUUUGGUGUGGUUUUUCCUCAUGUGUCCUACAAACACAGAUUACAGAUGUUGGAUCACUUUGCUGAAUGUGUCAAGCAGGCUAAAGGUGUUCGCCAGCAAGCUGUACAGCUUAAUAUCUUUACAGCUGUUCUUAGUGCCUUAAAGGGUUUAGCUGAGAAUAAAAGCACCUUAGGACCAGAAGAAGUCCGCAAAUCUGCUCUGACGCUUGUAAUGGGUGCCCUUGAUAAUCCUAACCCUAUUUUGAGAUGUGCAGCAGGCGAAGCUCUUGGCAGAAUGGCUCAAGUGGUUGGAGAAGCCUCUUUCAUUGCUAGAAUGGCUCAGUACAGUUUUGAUAAGUUAAAAUCUGCUCGAGACGUUGUAUCAAGAACAGGCCAUUCCUUGGCUCUGGGCUGUCUCCAUCGGUAUGUUGGUGGAAUAGGUUCUGGACAGCAUCUGAAAACUAGUGUCAGUAUUCUCUUGGCUUUGGCACAGGAUGGAACCUCUCCUGAAGUCCAGACCUGGUCUCUCCAUUCACUUGCCUUGAUAGUAGAUUCUAGUGGACCGAUGUACCGUGGGUACGUGGAGCCAACGCUUUCUCUGGUUCUUACUCUGCUCUUAACUGUCCCACCAUCGCAUACAGAAGUACAUCAGUGCCUAGGCCGAUGUCUUGGAGCUAUAAUAACUACUGUUGGGCCUGAGCUGCAAGGUAACGGAGCUACAAUUUCAACGAUCCGUUCUUCCUGUUUGGUGGGAUGUGCAAUCACACAAGACCAUUCAGACUCACUUGUUCAGGCAGCUGCCAUAUCCUGUCUUCAGCAGCUUCAUAUGUUUGCACCACGGCAUGUCAACCUGUCCAGUCUGGUUCCCAGUCUUUGCGUUCAUUUGUGCAGCUCUCACUUGCUGCUUCGCCGGGCUGCAGUUGCGUGUUUACGACAGCUUGCUCAGAGGGAAGCAUCAGAAGUAUGUGAAUAUGCCAUGAGCUUAGCAAAAAACACUGGAGACAAAGAAAACAGCGGCAUCAACAUUAAUCCUUUUGCACCAGGAGCUGGUUCUCGUCGAGAUGCUCAUUCCCGGCAUCAGGGGGUUAAUAUAACAGAGACAGGCCUCGAAGGUGUCCUUUUUGGAAUGUUGGAUCGGGAGACUGAUCGGAAGUUGUGCUCAGAUAUCCACGAUACUCUGGGACAUAUGCUUUCAUCGCUGGCAGUAGAAAACCUUUCUCACUGGCUAAUGCUUUGUAAGGAUGUCCUUGCAGCUUCAAGUGACAUGAGCACUGCUGCUCCCUUAGGAGGGAAGGAUGAGGAAUCAGAGAAGAAAGAUGAGAUGGAUGAUGAUACAAUGUUUACCACCUUGGGUGAAGAGGAUAAGUCCAAGCCUUCUGUAGCGCCUCGUUGGGCAACUCGUGUGUUUGCAGCAGACUGUCUGUGCCGAAUUAUCAUGCUGUGUGAGAAUGCCAACAAGGCACACUUCGAUCUGGCACUGGCUCGUUUAGCCAGACUUAAAAACCCAAAAAAUGACUUCUUAGUACUCCAUCUCUCUGACCUUAUUCGAAUGGCAUUCAUGGCUGCGACUGAUCACAGCAACCAGCUACGAAUGGCAGGUCUGCAGGCUCUUGAAGACAUUAUCAAGAAAUUUGCAUCUGUUCCUGAGCCAGAGUUUCCAGGCCAUGUGAUACUGGAGCAGUAUCAGGCAAAUGUUGGAGCUGCUCUGAGGCCAGCUUUUUCCCAAGAUACACCAUCCGAUAUAACUGCAAAGGCCUGUCAGGUAUGUAGCGCUUGGAUAGGAAGUGGGGUUGUAAGUGACCUGAAUGAUCUUCGCCGAGUUCACAACCUUCUUGUCUCUUCCCUGGAUAAAGUGCAAGCAGGAAAGGGAUCUUCUAGCCAGCUUUACCGAGAGAGCGCAACUACUAUGGAAAAACUUGCAGUUCUGAAAGCGUGGGCUGAGGUGUAUGUUGUUGCCAUGAAGAUUAAGAAAGAAGCGGAGACCAAACCAAAGCGUGUUUUAAAGAGCACAGAGGAGGAUGAGGAUGAUUUUGGUACUGUAGAUGAGUUGCCACCAGACAGUUUGAUCACACUUGUACAACCUGAACUGCCUGCGCUCAGCCGACUCUGGUUAGCUGCGCUGAAAGAUUACGCUCUUUUAACUUUGCCAGCUGAAUUUGCUACCCAGCUUCCACCAGAUGGAGGAGCAUUUUACACUCCAGAAACAAUUGAUACAGCUAGACUGCAUUACCGAAACUCCUGGGCUCCCAUACUACAUGCAGUGGCGCUUUGGCUGAACAGUACAGGAUUUAAUGUGUCAGAGUCAACAGAAGAGACUGCUGCAGCAAUGCCCAGUUCACAGAAACGUGCUACAUCCAUUAUGUUAAACCAGACACCUGGAACUCCACCUGCCACUAAAUCUUUGCCAGAGAUAAACAAAGAUCGAAUGCACUUAAUUUUGGGUGUUAGUAUACAGUUUCUGUGUUCCCCACGACCUGAAGAGCCUGUUGAGCAUGUUACAUCUUGUUUACAAGCACUUCAUACUUUAUUGGAUUCCCCUUGUGCCAGGAUCCAUAUUGCAGAGGAUCAGCUCCUUGGUGUUGAACUCUUGAGUGUGCUUCACCGACUGCUCCUGACCUGGGAUCCUCCCUCAGUCCAGCUACUGGUUACAGGCGUUGUCCAGCAGAUAGUAAGAGCAGCUCAAGAUUAUUUGCAGGAAAAAAGAAACACACUAAAUGAAGAUGAUAAUGAGGAAAAAGAAAAUCGUGUUGCUUUAGGAGAGGGAGGUGCGAGUGGUGGUCUUGUGCCUGGAAAAUCUCUAGUCUUUGCAGCCAUGGAAUUGCUCAUGUUUAUCCUAGUACGACACAUGCCCCAUUUGAGUUCAAAAGUGUCUGAUUCUCCAAGUCACAUUGCUGCCAAAUCCCACCUCUCUGAGGAAAGUGCUCGUCUUGUGGCUGCCACCAUUAAUAUUCUGUCUGAACUGCCUUCUCUCUGUUCUCCAGCAGGGUGUAUGACAAUCUUACCUACUAUCCUAUUUCUGAUAACAAGAGUAUUGAAAGAAACAGCAGUAAAAUCGGCAGAUAACCAGGUCCCACCUCCAGUCAGUGCAGCCCUUCAAGGGAUAAAAACUAUUGUUACUCUUCCAACAGUCAAGACUGAUGAAACUCAGAAACAAUGGACAGGUCUUAUCCGUAGCACUCUGGCAUCUCUCUUGGAAGAUUCUCAACCUGAAGCCUCUAAACCUAUUCUUGAUGAAGUAAGCAUACUUACAGCUAUUGCUCUCUUCCUUUGGUCAGCAAGCACUGAAAUAAUUGGAGUGCAGUCUUUACAAAAUGGAUGUAUGAACAGAUUUAGAAGUGCAUUAAAUUCCUGUGAUCCUUGGGUUCAAGCCAAGUGUUACCAGCUUCUGCUUUCUGUGUUCCAACACACCAAUCGUGCCCUGUCAACUCCAUAUAUUCAUUCGUUGGCCCCUAUCAUGGUUGAGAAGUUGAAAGCUGUGGAAAGGAGCCGCCCGAACAACAACCUGGAGCUUUUAGCAGUCCAGGAAGGAAUUAAAGUCCUUGAAACAUUGGUCGCCCUUGGUGAGGAGCAGAAUAGAGUACAGUUGCUCGCCCUUCUCGUUCCCACUCUGAUCUCCUAUUUACUGAAUGAAAAUGCCUUCGCUUCUGCAUCUGCAGCAUCUAAGGAUCUUCACGAGUUUGCACUUCAGAAUCUAAUGCACAUUGGUCCACUUUACCCACGUGCUUUCAAGACAGUAAUGGGAGCUGCUCCUGAAUUAAAAACACGUCUAGAAACUGCAGUCCGAGCAAGUCAGGCCAGCAAAGCAAAAGCAGCUGCUAGGCAACCACCACCCACAGUACAUUCCACCCCAACAAUUAAACUGAAAACUAGCUUUUUUUGAAUUACUUUUAUUAUUUUUGGACCAUUAAGUAGUCAGAAGCAUUACAUUAUCCCUGCAUACAUGUCUAAUUUUGUGUAAUUUGUAUGUGAAAGGCUGUCUAAUGGAGCUUUGUGUAAUUACUUGAAAUCCAUGCAUUACAAGGGAAGUGGUGUUACUUGUGUUUGUAUAGAUUUUUAGGAAAUUGUGAUCAUAUUUAUGAAUUUCUGUUAUAAAUUAUCCACAAAAAGAUUAUUCUAUAUCUAAAUACUUUUAUUUAUUUUUAAAAGCUCCCCCAAACCCUCCACUGGUUUUUGAAAUCUGAUGAUUGUUAUCCUACCGUUGUGCCAACACACCAGCACAGUGGGGACGGAGGGAAGAAGAAAAACUGUUAUGAAGUACUUACCCUGUACCGUGGGGAAUUUCAAGUGUAGAAGUAUGCAUUUUUUCCUUUUAAAAACAAAGUAAGGAAGGAGAUUGUCAGACUUUGUAGAUCAUCUCAGCUUGCAUGAAAAAACACAACAAAAGAGUUGAAAAUUUUCAGCCUUUCUCAAGGUGAAUGAUCAAGCAUGCUGUCUUAAUGAGUUGUCCUUAUUUAUGUGGUGUAUAUUGCUUUCAAAUUAGUUUCCAUGCUUGAAAAUGAAUAAAGGAUGCAAAGAAUCUAA